Lampris incognitus (smalleye Pacific opah) is the source of this 2829-nucleotide messenger RNA. RefSeq names its product calsyntenin-2-like. Gene Ontology annotation, biological process: homophilic cell-cell adhesion; positive regulation of synaptic transmission; positive regulation of synapse assembly. Gene Ontology annotation, molecular function: calcium ion binding; amyloid-beta binding; kinesin binding. Lineage: Eukaryota; Metazoa; Chordata; Actinopteri; Lampriformes; Lampridae. Gene Ontology annotation, cellular component: cell surface; postsynaptic membrane. The coding region runs from base 1 to 2829 and encodes 942 amino acids. The transcript is spliced from 17 exons. The record is from RefSeq and is a predicted model, not a curated record.
AUGAGCGUCUCAAGAUCUUUUGCUCUCUUUUCUACUUUAUUGAAUCCCUCCACUGACUCCCCUGCCUUCUCUCUCUCCGCAGUGAAUAAACACAAGCCGUGGAUUGAGACGUCGUACCACGGCGUGAUCACUGAGAACACAGACAUUGUCCUGCUGGACCCUCCCCUAGUGGCCCUGGAUAAAGACGCCCCUGUCCCUUAUGCAGGAGAAAUCUGUGCAUUCAACAUCCAUGGGCUUGAGGCUCCAUUUGAGGCCGUCGUGUUGAAUGGCACAUCCGGCGAGGGCCAGCUGAGGGCUCGUGGCCUGGUGGACUGUGAGCUGCAGAAGGAGUACACCUUCAUCAUCCAGGCCCACGACUGUGGAUCCGGCCCAGGAGGCACUGAGGGCAAGAAGUCUCACAAGGCAGUGGUGCACAUCCAGGUAAACGACGUGAAUGAGUUUGCCCCGGUGUUUCGAGAACCCCAGUACCACGCAGCGGUGACCGAGGGGAAAAUCUAUGACAGCAUCCUGCAGGUGGAGGCCACCGACCAGGACUGCUCCCCACAGUACAGCCAGAUCUGCAACUACCAGAUCACCACCACCAACACACCCUUUGCCAUAGAUCGCAACGGUAACAUCCGUAACACAGAGAAAUUGAGCUUUGAUCGCCAGCAGCAGUACGAGAUCCAGGUGACAGCCUGGGACUGUGGCCAGAAGAGAGCCUUCCACAGCGUUCCUGUCCGCAUUGACGUCAAGCCUGUCUGCAAGCCUGGUUGGCAAGGUUGGGGCAAGCGUGUGGACUAUGAACCAGGUACAGGCAGCAAGCAGCUGUUUCCCAAGAUGCAUCUGGAGACGUGCGGCGGGCCAUUGUCGUCAGUGAGGACCACGGUGGAGUUGCAGACGAGCCAUAUUGGGAAAGGCUGCGACCGCGAGACCUACUCUGAGAAGUCCCUGCAGAAACUCUGUGGGGCCUCCUCGGGCAGCACCGACCUUCUCCCCGCCCCCAGUGCUUCCACCAAUUGGACAGCUUCCCUUGUGACAGACAGUGGGCGGGACAGUGACUUGAUAUUCCGGUUUGAUGGUCGUCAAGCAGCCAAAAUCCCAGACCAGGUGGUACCCCAGAAUCUGACAGACCAGUUCACAAUCGCAACCUGGAUGAAGCAUGGUCCCAGUCCAGGCCUGAGGGCCGAGAAGGAGACACUUCUCUGUAACUCUGACAAGACUGAGAUGAACCGUCACCACUACUCUCUCUAUGUCCAUAACUGUCGCCUGGUGUUCCUGCUGAGGAGAGACUUCACCCAGGUGGUCACUUUCAGACCCGCCGAGUUUCACUGGAAACUGGAACAGAUCUGUGACAAGGAAUGGCAUUACUACGUAAUCAAUGUGGAGUUUCCCGUGGUCACGCUCUACGUGGACGGAGUGACCUAUGACCCCUACCUGGUCACAGACGAUUGGCCUAUCCACCCGUCCCAGAUUGAUGUGCAGCUGACAGUGGGCGCCUGCUGGCAAGGUGGUGAGGUGACAAAACCACGGUUCACGCAGUACUUCCGAGGCAGCCUGUCUGGCCUGACCAUCCGACCGGGGAAGAUUGAGAGCCAGAAGGUCAUCUCCUGUCUGCAGGCCUGCAAGGAGGGCCUGGAUAUCAACUCCCUGGAGAGCCUGGAUAAGAGCAUUAAGUUCCAUUUCAACCCGGCCCAGUCCAUCCUGGUUAUGGAAGGGGAAGACUUGGAGAACAUGAAUGCUGCCGUGCGGAAGGUUUCCUACAUCAAUUCCCGCCAGUUCCCUACGCCGGGCAUUCGGCGCCUGCACAUCUCCACUGCAGUCCAGUGUUUCGGGGAGGACACAUGUAUCACCAUUCCAGACAUUGACGCACUGGUGAUGGUGCUUCAACCCAGCGAGCCCAGGAUCACCAUAGCCGGGGUGGAGAGGCUGAGCCGGCCAGCAUCCGACCUCAGGAUGCCAGGGGGCCUGGCCCUGUUCCAGGACCUCCACAUCAUCAGCACCGUCACCAGGGCUGAUGCAGCAGCGCAUCACACAGCACAUCGGCCAGGGGUGCUGGAAGAGAUUAUCCAUAACCUUGACUACUGUGAUAUCCUGGUGCUGGGCGAGGAGCUUCGACCUGAACAGGAGUCCCUCCAACUGCACCGGAGCAGUCUGCUUGGAAAACACCUGGAUGCCACCAACUCCACCUCUGGCAUGUCAAUAUAUGGUGUGGACUCCAUGUCCAACUAUGAGCAGGUGAUCCGACAGGUACGCUACCAUAACUGGCACCCUGGACAGCUUGGCGAGAGACGGUUCCGCCUCACCUGUUCUGAGCUCAAUGGACGCUACACCAGCAACGAGUUCAACCUGGAGGUCAACAUACUCCACAGCUCAGAGCCCGGGGAGCAUGUCAGUCACAUGGUGGCCCCGCCUCAGUACAUGCAAGUGGUCCAUCAUCCAUCCAUGAUACAUGACCUGUACCCCAACCACAGCUCAGGUGUGCCAAGCGCAGCAACGGUAGUGAUUGUGAUGUGUAUCGCUGCCUUGGUGGUGGUAGUUGUACUUGGCAUCUACCGCAUCCACCUUACCCACCAGCAGGAGGUCAAACUGGUUGAGACGGCCAAGGACGUGGAUGUAGCAUGGGACAACUCGGCGCUCACCAUCACCGUCAACCCCAUGGAGAACUUUGAGCCCCGGGCCAUAGACGAGGAGGCCAGCGAGGAAGAGGAGGAAGAUGACGAAGAAGAAGAAGAUGACAUCACCAGUGCCGAAUCGGAUGACAGCGAGGAGGAAGUGGAUGUCCAACUACCCAGGAUGCAACAUUCCAGCAAGAUGCAAAACUGGGACAAAACAACAAUAUCUUACUAA